This is a messenger RNA of Paralichthys olivaceus (Japanese flounder), 3215 nucleotides long. RefSeq names its product centrosomal protein 78 (gene cep78). Gene Ontology annotation, cellular component: centrosome. The record is from RefSeq and is a predicted model, not a curated record. Lineage: Eukaryota; Metazoa; Chordata; Actinopteri; Pleuronectiformes; Paralichthyidae. Gene Ontology annotation, molecular function: protein binding.
UGUGCCUCCUCUCCGGUAGGUGGCGGCAGAGCUGUGGGUGGAGCCGCAGAUCCCGCAGCGAGGAAGACGCUCCGCUCUGACUCUCCAGCGCCACUUUUGAUCGCUCGAUGCUUCGCGUCGUCAACAACAACAAGCAGUGACGCUGUCCCGGUGGUUAAUGGACGCUGAGCCACGGAGACAGAGGCUCCAGCUCCGUGUGGAAGAUCAAAGAUGGUUCAGGACAGUGCUCAGAUUCGGCGGCAGGGGGCCCAGGACUUUAUGGCGUACUAUGACUUUGUCUGUGCCAGACAGGAAUCAGUCCCUUUCCCCGUUAUCAAGAUGAACCUUGACAAAGGGAUGCUGGACUUUAAUGGAGACAGGCUCAAAGUGACAGAUUGGCCGCCCGUUCUCGCCUCUAUCUCCAUCAACAAACACCUGCACCACAUUGCUGUUAGCAGCACUUACCAAGCUAGUCUGGGUUCUGGAGCUGCAGAUAGAAGGUACUAUAAGUCCAGCUUCAAGAAGAAGAUCCCAGCCAUUCUCUCUAAGGACAUGACAUUAAAGUUGUGCAAAGCACUUAGAGAGUGUCUGAUUGUGUCACCCAACCUCAAGACUCUGCAUCUUAACAGACUUCCACUGAGAGAGCGGGACCUCAUAACAUUGACAAAGGGUUUGGCAAAAAGUAUUUCCUUGGAAAAUCUAUCCCUCGCCAAUUGUCCAAUAUCUGAUGAGGGCUUAGAGGUGAUUUGUCAAAGUGUUAAGUACUCAUCCAGCAUCAGGACGGUGGAUUUUACAGGAUGCAAUCUCACCUGGAGAGGAGCAGAGCAUAUGGCCAACAUAAUCAAGCAUCAGGGAAUGCAGAGGCAUGGUACUGCAUGGGCGGAGUCUUUGAGGUAUCGGCAGCCACAUUUCGAGGGAAUGGGAGGUCUCCGCCGAGUCACCCUCAACUGUAACACUUUGAUUGGGGACCGAGGUGCUGCUGCUCUUGCACAAGAAUUGGCUGAGGACCUCUGGGUUAAAGCCGUGGACCUACAGAGAUGUGGUCUGUCCAACGAAGGAGCUCAUCGUUUGCUGCAGGCCUUAAAAACAAAUUCUUCUCUUUGUGUACUGGAUAUCCGUAGUAACCCUUUAGUUGACAAGGUCCCCAUUAAAACGAUAAUAGAGAAAGUACUGAUGAACGCUAAUGGACAGUCACUAGAGUACUGUUGGAUCGAGCCUGCAACCACUGAGCCACAGAGAGCUGCUGGUCCAAAGAGACAGUCAGUGAGAAGAAAAGCUACAUUUAGGAUAGCUGCUUCUAAAGGAACACCUGGAGGACAGAGUUCAGCUGCUGCUCAGACACAGAAGCCUCAUUCCCGUUCGAGUUUCAUUCCUUGGCGUACUGCUGCUCGAGCUGGACGACAGAGAGGUCUGCCUCCUGGGGGAACUGUGACAGACCAAAGCUUCCAGGGUGGAGCUACUGUGAAGGUUACUGUGGAUUCCAAUUCAGAGGGAGAGGAGGAGGAGGAAGAUGAGGAGGAAGAUGAGGAGGAAGAGGAAGAGGCAGAAGUUGUGGUGGAAGUGGAGCAGAGACCAUCUUCUUUAAAUCUCCAGGACAGGAUCACUGAACGGCAGUUUAAACGUUUACAGAUGGAGCUGAAAGAGUGUCGCCUGAGUCUGGCAGAGGAGCGCAGAGCCGGACGGAGAGCUAAGUCGAGGCUCUUGGAGUAUGAGUUGGAGAAUGCUCGUCUUCGUGAUGCCAACCGCUCCCUGUCAGAGGUGCUUGCAGCCACUGGCUCUAGAUCUGCACCCCCUGCCGUCAGUGUUCUUGAAGACGAGGCUGUACUCCAGAGUAUUGAGGGCUCAUUUAGCAAGUUCCAUGCUUUCUUGGAUCUCCUCAGGGACGCUGGCCUUGGUCAGCUCGCUUCGAUUGCUGGAAUCGACAAGACAGAUUUCCAACCUGUGGGACAACCUCAGCUCUCCUCUACUUUAGGAACACGUUUGGAUGCUGCACCAUCAUUGUCCAGACGGGAUGUUCCGGAUGUUCAGGCAAAGACUGAUGCCUUCUCUUUGGAAAGCUACGCCCCGCCUGCUCCCCCUGGUGCUGCAGCUGACACCACCACACCCAGAUCCUCAUCCUCUGUCCGGGGGUCCUUGUACGACAACAGGCUACUUGAUGUGACCUUCAAUAAAGCUUCAGUAGAACCUCGUGUAGGUGGAGAAGAGAAACCAGAUCAAUAUUCCAGGCCUGACACUGAGUAUGACUCAGGUUCUGAGCACAGUUCCCGAAACCAAAAGUUAUUUGGAGACAUUUUCUAGGGUAAACAAAGGAAGCUCGACAGCAACAGCAACUCUCACCGGAGCAACUCACAUCACAGAAACGGUUCCCAUGGAUACAGCAAUGCUCAAAGUCACAGUUCCCAUAGCAAUGGGUCUCACGGUGGAAUAUGUGUUAUAUCGAAGGUUAGUGACAAGGCAGAGUCAGUGGGAUCAGUGGAAAGGGAAGGUUAGUGACUACAGGUCAGUCUCGGUCAGAGGAGAAAGCUUAUCUUGGGAGGGAGAGUCUGGAGCAGAUCAGGUCUCUGGGUGGUUCAGGAGGGCACUUAGUAAAUGAUCUUUCUGACCAGUGGAAUACAAAAAGUUUGUAAGGGUCUGUUCUCGUCUUCAUCUCUUCAAUGUUCUCUCUGUUACGUCUUUGUUCACUUUUAUGAAUGACUGUGAUGGAGAUUUAAUUCACAUUUCCUUCACUGUAGAUCACAACACCAGAAUUAUUACUGAGUUAUUCAUGUUUCUGUGGCGCACAUGAGAAGUCAGUUAAACAUCUUGCUGCAUCUAAGACAAAGCAGGGGUUCAAGUGAAAUCCUGUGAAAUUUAAAAGUAUGUAUAUUUGUAUAUUUUUGUAUUCUCAUUUUACUGUUUGUUAUAGAGAUAUUCUGCACUUAGUAGGUUUGUACAACAUCUUAUCAGGUUUAGAUUAUGUUUCUCUUCAAUCUUCUUUCACUCCAGAGUCAACGAAAUGUAAUAAAUGCACCUUUAUGGUGAAUCCGUAUUUCCCCAGUUUACGUCACAAUUUCACAUUUUAAGGUUUUAUAUGCUUAAAUAUAACUUUUUAACAGUUUAUGCCUUAAACGUGCAGUGCCAAGAACUAACACUGAUCAAUAAUACUCUGCCACAUCAUCUAAAAAUGGCUGCUUACUUGUUAAACAUGUAGGUUAUACUCGCAUUUGUUGUCAAGUCAUGUGUCAAUAAAAGUUUCC